Suncus etruscus (white-toothed pygmy shrew) is the source of this 1771-nucleotide messenger RNA. It is a transcript of the gene FAM111A, whose product is annotated as FAM111 trypsin like peptidase A. NCBI's taxonomy places the organism in Eukaryota, Metazoa, Chordata, Mammalia, Eulipotyphla, Soricidae. Bases 26 to 1771 code for a protein of 581 amino acids. The transcript is spliced from 2 exons. The record is from RefSeq and is a predicted model, not a curated record.
ACUUCCUGUUCAACUUCAAGCCAUCAUGAGCUCUAAGAACCGCAGAUCCCUGAGGAUCCCAUUCAGUGAGAAGAGCAAUAUGAAAUUGGAGCAGUAUUUCUCUCCGGUCAACAAAGAGCAAACAAACAUGGACUCUGGAAAAGAUUUAAAAGAUAAACUCAACACCCAGGUUCAAGGACCUGAAGAUCAGACCAAAAAAUUUUUCAUUCGUCUUAUGGGAGAAACCAGACCAAUCGUACAUACACACAGUGGGAAGAGUACCUUAUAUGAGGCCCUCCAAUAUGUUGAUGCUCUCAAAAAAAAGAUGGACCCUCAGAGUGACAAGGACAUGUUGGUGCUUGGUACAGAGGGCAUCGAAGCUUACAUAAACCCUACAAUGCCCCUCAGUUGUUUUCCUGAUGUCACUCAUUUGGAAAUUAAAUUUAUCCAAAGUCAGAAUGAGCAGAAAGAAAACAACCAGGUACGUGAAAAACUCCCCAAAUUUGAUACUGACUGUGUUAAAUUUUAUAUUCAUGCAGUUGGGAAGAGGGAAGAAAAGAUUGUUCAGUACAGGAAGCUUCACAAACAAGGGAUCAUACUCUGUGUCUAUGGUUUCAAAGGAGAAACCAUCAAGGCUGCUGUGUGCAGGGAUGGCAGAUUUCUGCCCUUUCUGGAGAAUAGUGUGUGGAAACUUGUAGAAAACCUGCACUCCAUUGUAGAGAGCUCCCAGUACGUGGAUAACUUAGAGAACAAGCUCUUUGAGGUUGAGUUUGAGAAAAGAAAGAGCUCAAGAGCAGGAACUUCUCAGAAUUCUGAGGCAGAAGAGAGAAAUAUCUGUGUGUUGCAAGGAGCUAGUGUAGACCUGUAUCCCAGUUUGAAAAUAGAAAGUGAGAAGAUCAGAGAAAAAUUGAAAGAAGAAAUGAAGGGAGCAAAGAAUAAAUCUCAUGUUUUUAAGUGUCACAAAAUAACUUUUUCAAAAGCGACAAGAAAUUCUACUCCAGUUAAAGUACACAAACUUCUUUAUCAUCUCAGCAGCUCAGUUGGUUACCUGUCCUGGGCCAAUAAUGGAAAUGAAGGUUGUGCCACCUGCUUUGUUUUUAGAGACUUGUACAUUUUCACUUGCUGGCAUGUAGUAAGAGACAUUGUGGGAGAAGGCAUCGAUAAAAAUAUGUGGCCACACAUAAUUAGUCAGUGUGUAAAGGUGUCAUUUGGUUAUGAAGAGGAGUUCCUAGAGAAAGAAAAGAACUCCUUCUCUCUUGAGCCUUGGUUUGAGGUAGCUGAUGAAAGUCUAGAUUAUGCUGUUCUGAAGCUAAAACCAGAAAGUGGAGCACAAGUUCCCAGUGCACUAUUUAAUGGAAUGAGUCCUGUGCCACUUAAUGGACUGAUAUAUAUUAUUGGUCAUCCAUUUGGAGAACCCAAGUCUACCGAUGCUUGUUGUGUGAUUCCUCAGAGUCAGCGAGUAGAAGCAUGUCAGGCUAGGCAGGCAGAUUCUUAUGUCCCUAUGUUCACUCCAAGGAGUUUUCAGGAAAUAAGUGAAAAUGAUGACGUGAUUACCUAUCACACCUCCUUUUUCUUUGGGGCUUCUGGCUCCCCAGUGGUCAAUGCCGAUGGUGUGUUGGUGGCCAUGCAUUCUGCUGGUCUUAAUUUUGACUACCAAAAAGGACUUUCUACACUCAUUGAGUUUGGCCCUACUAUACAGUCCAUUCUCGCUCAUAUCAAGCGCCAUUAUCCAAUGUGGUAUGCAGAAAUAUGUACAAAUCUGGAUGAUGAAAUGAUGAGUGAUGAGGAUUGA